AUGUACAAGGACCGGAAGGAAUACCCGGACGAUGACAAGACCAUGCAGGAGUAUGUUGGUCUUGAUAUUUCAAAUACCGGAAUCAUGAGACCAGCAGAUUCAGUGGGAGCUCAGAUAGAUGAGAUCGAGCGUAUAGAAGAAGAGGCAGAACCAGAAUCGGAUGAACCGAUUGCUGAGAGCAGCACGCCUCUGGCACUGGGCCGAGAACCGAGGAUGAGAAGGGCCCCGGAUAGGGGUACCCUUACCCUGUCUGGGUAUGUUGAUGCUGAUUUUGCAGGAAGUGAUCUUGACAAGAGGAGGAGUACUACUGGUCCCCUCCUUUGCACGGUUUUUCUGAAAGAAGCAGCGGCUAAUGGGCUUUGUCUUGCCGAGAUUGGGGAGAUGAUGAGCCGGGAGUUUAGGAGCGGUGAGGAGGAACCGAGUGAACUCGAGGUUAUAUCGAUCGAGGCCCAAAGGCUUGCUGCUGAGGAGAUUUUAUCUCCUACUACUAAGGUUGGAGCCGAUCUUGAUGAGAGUUUUCAGUUUGACAUAGACUGUGAGGAUAAUAAUGGGUAUGAGUCGACUAUGAAGUUGAUAUCUGACGAGUCUUUUACAUCUAUGCCCUUCCAUUUUGGAUUCGGGAGUUUCAACGGACGAACUCUACUCUCUAGACUAGAGGAGACUGUUGAGGAAGAUGAUGAUAGUGAAUUAGCAGAUGAGGAACAAAAUGGGCUGACUAGCACUCGAACUGUAGUUAAGCGCCCGAUCGCAGUUUCAAAACUCUCUGUUUCUCUCAAUAAUACUAGCUUAUCUGACAAAACCCAGAAAUUGGGAAAAUUUUCGGGUGCAAAGGCAGACAAUGGAUAUCUUGCCAACUCAUCGUCUGGCCAUAGGAGUGCAAAUGAGCAGCUCCCUGUGAGCGUGAGUUUUGUUAAGCUAGCGGAUAUGAGUGAGGACGAGUGGGCCCUUUUUCUCGAGAAGUUUGUCGAGCUGCUCGGGCCAGCUUUUGACAAGAGGAAGUCUGCUAGCUUCGGUCAGAGGCAGAGGCAGCGGCUCGGGACUUCCUGCAAGUUUUGA
This is a messenger RNA of Striga hermonthica, 1056 nucleotides long. NCBI's taxonomy places the organism in Eukaryota, Viridiplantae, Streptophyta, Magnoliopsida, Lamiales, Orobanchaceae. The record is from the annotation of a GenBank genome assembly.